Molecule: messenger RNA, 2554 nt
Organism: Peromyscus leucopus (white-footed mouse)
Lineage: Eukaryota; Metazoa; Chordata; Mammalia; Rodentia; Cricetidae
Gene: Pycr1
Product: pyrroline-5-carboxylate reductase 1
Exons: 8
Coding region: 1390-2448 (352 amino acids)
Biological process (GO): L-proline biosynthetic process
Molecular function (GO): pyrroline-5-carboxylate reductase activity
Source: RefSeq, a predicted model, not a curated record
ACCUUAUAUGUGUUCAGGAGAACCAACUCAGGUGGUCAGGUUGUUAGGCUUUCGAAGCAAGCUCUUUUCCCACUGAGCCGAACAACUUAACAACUGCCUCCCCUUCGUUUUUCUUUUUUUCCCCUUUGAGACAGGGUUUCACAGUGUAGUCCCAGCUGGCCUCCCUCUGGACAUCCCCUUGCCUCAGCUUCCCUAGUGCUGGGAUUACAGGCUUGUGAUACCUCACCACGGUUGACUGUUUUUUGGGGGGGUCCCUUUCAUUCUUUUACUAGCUAAAACUCUGAAACUAAGUCCAUCUUAGUGCAUCUGUCUCUAAGUCCUCAGUGUUCUUUGUUCAGUGGCCUUCUGCUUCCAGCAUCAUAUCCAACCUAAAUUUCAGAGGUCCUGGGGGAAGACUCAAGAGGAAAAUGGGAGAAAGGUUUCUGGGGCUCCCUAGACUACAAGAGUGUCUUUCUUUGGUUUUAGGGAUGUUGUUUAUUGUCAUUUGGAGGAAAGCAUCCCCCCAGAAAAGGAGUUCUGGGUAGUGUUAGUUGCCGUGUGGGUGCUGGGAACAGAAUCCAGGUCCUCUGCCAGAGCAACAAGUGCUCUUAAGUGCUGAGCCAUCUCUCCAACCCUGGAAAGUAUCUGAAAUAGAGAGUUGAGUUUGGGAAACCGAACUUCUAGGUUUUGUGCAUAGGUUUGAGCCGUCAACUUGGCACAGGUGUUCCAGCCUUUUUCUUAGAGGGUAAGUACCAAAUUGGCCGUCCAGACAUUACCGUGGAGUAGUCUCCUAGUUUGGGUGGUGAUCGUUAAUGAGAAGGGACGAAAACCCAAACCUUGCAGGCUAGAAACUUCCUAAUGGUUUUUGAAAUUACUCUCUAAAGCAGCUUCUUUAUCUAAGGCAAAACCACGACGGGAAAAACAUAAGCAAGCAACCUCUGAUGGGAGUGGGAGAGACAGGCGCCGGAAUCAUGCGUGCUUUGGUAGAGUGAGUCUGGGGGAUCACAGACUGCUCUGCAGCUUCGAGACCAGCAGAUAGGCCCUGAGCACCUCUGGGGGUUGCGGAUGCCCAGAGCCCAUUGUCCCUAAAACCCAUAGUUAGAGAACUGGGGCCCUGCAGGAUGGAGGAGGCUCGGGAAGUAGUGGGCCUGUGGCUGCAGAAGGUGCCUAGCUUUCAAACGAACACUUGCAAUGAGACUACAGAUAAGAGGGGCGGAUUCGUGGCUUUGGAGGUACUGAUUUGUCCACCUCUGGGAGGGAGCGGAGAGGCGUGUCUGUCCUGGCCCCGUGGAUGAUGCAAUGAAAAGGUUCCAGUUGCAGCUGUAGAUUGGCUAGUUUCCGGACGCCGCACCGUGCAUUGGCUGAAGUGGAGUGGGGGCGGGGCCGGUGGGCGUGGGUGCCGCGUGGCAGAUGCAGAGGGCUGGGCCCUCGCGGGUGUCGCUGAGCCCAGUUUGCAGCUGCCCUGCAGAGCCGGCGCUAGCUGUGAAGGCCGUGGGUGCUGGACCUCCGGACAUGAGCGUGGGUUUCAUCGGGGCGGGCCAGCUGGCUUUUGCCCUAGCCAAGGGCUUCACAGCAGCAGGUGUUCUGGCUGCUCACAAGAUAAUGGCCAGCUCCCCAGACAUGGACCAAGCCACGGUCUCUGCCCUCCGGAGGAUAGGGGUGAACCUGACAUCUCAUAACAAAGAGACAGUGCGCCACAGUGAUGUGCUCUUCCUGGCUGUGAAGCCACACAUCAUCCCCUUCAUCCUGGAUGAAAUUGGUGCCAACAUUGAGGACAGACACAUUGUGGUGUCCUGUGCAGCGGGUGUCACCAUCAACUCCAUUGAAAAGAAGCUGACAACAUUCCAGCCAGCUCCCAAAGUCAUCCGCUGUAUGACCAACACCCCGGUCGUAGUGCGGGAGGGUGUGACUGUGUACGCCACGGGCACUCACGCUCAGGUGGAGGAUGGCAGACUCGUGGAGCAGCUCAUGUGCAGUGUGGGCUUCUGCACAGAGGUCGAGGAAGAUCUGAUUGACGCUGUCACGGGGCUCAGUGGCAGCGGCCCUGCCUAUGCUUUCACAGCCCUGGAUGCUCUUGCUGAUGGUGGUGUGAAAAUGGGACUUCCAAGACGCCUGGCUGUCCGCCUAGGGGCCCAGGCCCUCCUGGGGGCAGCUAAGAUGCUACUAGACUCAGAACAGCAUCCAGGCCAGCUCAAGGACAAUGUCUGCUCUCCUGGUGGGGCCACCAUCCAUGCCUUGCAUGUGCUGGAGAGUGGGGGCUUUCGCUCACUGCUUAUCAAUGCUGUGGAGGCCUCCUGCAUCCGCACUCGGGAGCUGCAGACCAUGGCUGAUCAGGAAACUGUCUCUCCUGCUGCCAUCAAAAAGACUGUCCUGGACAAGGUGAAACUGGACUCCUCUGCUGGGGUCUCCCUGUCUUCUGGCCAUAUCAAGCCACUGCCCUGCAGCCUGGCCCCAGCAGGCAAGGAGUGAUUCAUCUGCCCAUCCUCCUCAUGCUCUCUGCCCCCUCUAUCUAUCUAUCUAUCUAUCUAUCUAUCUAUCUAUCUCUUUUGAGACAGGGUUUCUCUGUGUAGCCCUG